This is a messenger RNA of Orussus abietinus, 2762 nucleotides long. RefSeq names its product RNA exonuclease 5 (gene Rexo5). The record is from RefSeq and is a predicted model, not a curated record. Lineage: Eukaryota; Metazoa; Arthropoda; Insecta; Hymenoptera; Orussidae. Bases 454 to 2526 code for a protein of 690 amino acids. Gene Ontology annotation, molecular function: exonuclease activity; nucleic acid binding. Gene Ontology annotation, cellular component: nucleus. The transcript is spliced from 10 exons.
AUGUCGGGGUCGACUCAGCAGGAUGUAAUUGACGUCCGGGGCGUGAACUUCAGAUGUAUAUUUAUGCUCAUGUAUGUUUUAACUAGUUUUAAUUAAAUAGGUAGUGGGAUGGAUAUUAAUUGCCCCGAGAUGUCUUCAUGACACGUGGAUAAACAUGGAUUUACUUUAGAGCGAGCUGAAGACGUAACACUUGUACAAUAAAUAAUAUGAUUAUUCUCCUUACUUCUGCUCGAGACGUUUACUCCGGAAAUCGGUGAAGGCACCACAUGUCGGAUAGCCUAACCUGUAUUGUAACAGAAUUAAUGAGUUUUGUGGAAUUCUCGGAUGUAGUAUUAAUAAAUGAAGGGUUAUGCUUUGGUCAAUUCAGGAGGAAUUAAUGGUUUAUGGGCGUUAACGACUGUAGUAGGUUAUAAAUGUUGUUGAACUCGAAGAGCGAAGGAAUAUUGCUGCACCAUGAAGACCCCAACAGACAAGCAGUUGCAGAGGAUAGAGAAGAAACGUAGGAAAAUGGAAGCUCUUCUGGAAAUAACUAAGCUGAACGACAAGGACCGAGAGGCAAGAGCCCUUGCUGAAAAACAAGCGAACAUGGAAGUUGAGCAGCCUGAGGAGCUGGCUAAUGUUAGCAGCAGCAAUGGUGUAUCCAGUAGUGAUAAUCCGAAUCGAAAACGACCAUGCAGCACGACAGAAGAUGUGAAUGCAGAAAAUGUCAAUCAUGAAAAAAACCUCCAGGACAGUCAGCAAUCCGAUCCACUUAGCAAUAAGAAACCUAGAUUGAGUGGUGAAGAAUUUCUAAAAUUGAAACAGGAGUUAAAGCUACGGAAAGCCAAACUACAGGCAAUACCACGUUUUCAUUUAAGAACCGUUGGUGAGAAUGCUAGUUUGAAUGCUAAUGUCAAAACUGAUGACAGGAUACCAAUUUUCCUAAGUGAUGUGCAGCAUCUAUUACUGUAUUCCCUGCUUGGCCAUCAUUCUCCAUACUUGCCAGCAAGGUGGUGUGUGUUAGAAAAAUUUAACAAGGUCACGCACACAGUGGUCCUAGUCAUAGAAGGUCUGUCAUUGUAUCACUUUCUGGCUUACGAGUCAAUGUUUUCUAAUAUUACUGCUAAAUUGGACUUUCGAUUAGAAUUGGUAACGCCAGCAGCUUAUGGUGGCUCGAUAGUAGAAGAGCUUUCUGCGGUCCCGCUCACAGGAACGCAGAGUCGCAGGCUAAUUGCCCAAUUUGGCUCUCUUGAAUCUGCGUUGCAGAGUACUGGAGAUUUGGUUAAACUCCUGAAAGUCGUCUUUCCAAUGCAUUCUACAGCUAUGAAUGAUAAGGAAAAAGCAAGGGAAAAAAUGCAAUUACCACCAAACGACAAGUUUCCUAGAACACAGCUACUAUUAUCUCCAUGGCAGCUCGUUGAAGAGAAUUAUCCUUUACCACUGAAAGGUGAACUGGCCAAAAGGUACAGCAAGUACAUUUUAACAAAGGACAUGUACGAUGAAGCUACACCAAAGUCUCCGAUGUUUGGUCUGGAUUGUGAGAUGUGUCGAACAACUACGGGUCUAUUAGAGCUGACGAGAAUAUCAAUAGUUGACGAGAGCUUGAAUGUAAUUUUUGAUCGUCUCGUAAAACCGGAUAACGAUAUCACCGACUAUUUGACGCGUUACAGCGGCAUCACCAAAGAGAUGCUUGAUGGUGUUACGACGACUUUGUCGGAUAUCCAACAAUCCUUACGAGAUUUACUUCCAGCAGAUGCUAUUUUGGUCGGUCAGAGUCUCAACUCCGAUCUCCACACUCUGAAGAUGAUGCAUCCAUACAUAAUUGAUACAUCGGUCAUAUUUAAUAUGACUGGAGACAGAUACAGGAAAACUAAGCUGCAAAUCCUGGCGAGAGAGUUUCUGAGCGAGCAGAUUCAACAUAGCAAAAAUGGUCACUGCUCUAUGGAGGACUCGAGAGCUUCGUUAAGACUGGCUCAGCUAAAACUCUCGCAGAGCAUACAUUUUGGGGACGCAGUAUUACUUGGCCAACAAGAACUGGAGUCACGCCAGAAACAAAAAAAGGACCAGGUGAAAGCCGAAGCUCAGAAAUAUGGAACUUCGAUAUUCUCCCACGUAGCAAAGAACAAGAGAACCGCAGCCAUUAUUGGCAGGGAGGAUGUCCUGAACGAGUACUCCAAGUACCUGCAAAACUCUUCGCUUAGCAUCAUGGAUGACAAACACUUCAACCAAGACGAUCAAGUACGUCUUGUGAUGGCGGAUAGCAACAAGCACGCGGUAUCCAGAGCCUCGCAAAUCGCCCUGGAACAUGCAUUCACUCUUUCUCACGUGCGAGUAGAAGAGGAAAAGCUGAAGGAGGAGCAUUUGGAAAAGACCUUCCGGUCUGUCAACAAAUGGGUGUCAAAAGUCUGGCAGCACUCCGCCGUCAAUGGCUUGGUCUGCGUAAUUUUCGGCGGACAGGAUAACGCCGCUAAUGGCGCCUGCUUUUUGAACAUUAAAAAAGAAGCGGUCCCAUUGCGCACCAUGCUGAAGACAGAAGCGCAGUCGUAGCUAAAUGAUGCUGGAACGUCACGAAAGAUAUCAACUGUAUUUUGAAAAGUGAUUACAGGCAAGGUACAAAGACCUUCGGAGAGCAUUGCUUGAAGCAGAGACAGAGGCCCGCCUCUGAGACUAUCUUUGUUAGCAGUGUACAAACCAUUGUGUCGUUAAUAAACUUUUAAUAUUUCAUUUAUCUUGAAAUUCGCGCUCUACUUUCUAGAUUUAGAACGGAGUAUGAUCUCCCGCAU